AUGGCCAUUGCCGCAGCGCUGUCGACCCUGCAAGAUCGGGCCCUCGAGUCCCCACUGCGCGCCCUGGCUGUGGCGGCGCUCAUAAUUCCAUUUAUUUACGUCAUCAUCAAUGAGUUCGUUCGUGCAUCGGCUCGCGUGCAAGGCAUGAAAGGCCCGCGGGGCUUGCCGCUGAUUGGGAACUUGGCUCAGAUCAGAACAAAUGCGGCGGAGCAAUAUCGAUUGUGGUCGAAGAAGCAUGGAGCUGUGUAUCAGAUUCAGCUGGGCAACGUCCCCGUCGUCGUGGUCAAUUCGGCCGCAGCGGCCAAAGUACUCUUUGGACAAAACGCGCAGGCCCUGAGCUCCCGUCCUGAGUUCUAUACGUUCCACAAGAUUGUAUCCAACACUGCCGGCACCACCAUUGGAACAUCACCGUACAGUGAUUCGUUGAAACGACGCCGAAAGGGCGCCGCCUCGGCGCUCAACCGCCCAUCCGUGGAAACGUACGUGACCCACCUGGAUGUCGAGUCCAAGGCCUUCGUGGCCGAGCUGUAUAAAUAUGGCAUGGGCGGGCAGAGCCCCGUCGACCCGAUGCCGAUGAUCCAACGACUGAGCCUGAGCCUAGCCCUGACCCUGAACUGGGGCACGAGGAUUGCGUCCCAAGAGGAGGAACUGUUCGAUGAGAUCACCCAUGUCGAGGAGGAAAUCAGCAAAUUCCGCAGCACCACGGGCAAUCUGCAGGACUAUGUCCCUCUGCUCCGGCUGAAUCCGUUCAAUUCAAACUCCCAAAAAGCGGCCGAGAUGCGCAUCCGUCGGGACAAGUAUCUGAGCGGUCUCAACCGCGACCUGGAUGAUCGCAUGGAGAAGGGGAUUCACCAGCCAUGCAUCCAGGCCAACGUCAUCCUCGACAAGGAAGCCAAGCUGAACAGCGAGGAGCUCACGUCAAUUAGCUUGACCAUGCUCUCGGGUGGACUGGACACCGUUACCACCCUGGUCGCAUGGAGUAUUUGUCUGCUCUCCCAGCGCCCAGAUGUCCAGGACAAGGCGGCCAAAGCGAUCGGGGAGAUGUACAGCCCGAAUGAGCCGAUGUGUGCGGCCGAUGAUGACCAGAAGUGUGCUUAUGUGGCAGCUCUCGUUAAGGAGUGCCUUCGAUAUUUCACCGUCCUCCGGCUGGCACUGCCACGCACCUCGAUCCGGGAUAUUACGUACAACGGCAUCGUGCUGCCCAAAGGCACAGUCUUUUUCCUGAACGCAUGGGCCUGCAACAUGGAUCCCGAGGUGUGGACCGAUCCCGACGAGUUUCGCCCCGAGCGAUGGCUGGAGCAGCCGGAUGCACCCAUGUUCACCUACGGCAUGGGCUAUCGGAUGUGUGCAGGCUCCUUGUUGGCUAACCGCGAGCUCUACUUGGUGUUCAUGCGCAUGCUGAACAGCUUCCGCAUCGAGCCGUCUGACAAGGCUGACUGGCACCCCGUCCGGGGCAACUCGGACCCGACCAGCUUGGUGGCCAUUCCGCAGCGAUACAAGGUCCGCUUUGUGCCGAGAGAUGAGAAGGCACUGGGCAAGGUGUUGGAGGAUCAGUCUUAA
Penicillium lagena is the source of this 1560-nucleotide messenger RNA. RefSeq lists its product as uncharacterized. Gene Ontology annotation, molecular function: oxidoreductase activity, acting on paired donors, with incorporation or reduction of molecular oxygen; heme binding; iron ion binding. Lineage: Eukaryota; Fungi; Ascomycota; Eurotiomycetes; Eurotiales; Aspergillaceae. The transcript has 4 exons. The record is from RefSeq and is a predicted model, not a curated record. Bases 1 to 1560 code for a protein of 519 amino acids.